AUGUCGGAUCCGGAGCUGCCAGCGAAGGACGAAUCGCCGUCGAAGAGACACAAAUUUGGGACCCUCCUGAUGAUGAGGAAAGAGGGAAUUACCAAAGGUGCGCUGAAAAGCAAGAUCGCCCUUCAGCACGCUGUCGGUCUGGGGCAUAGACCCAAUGUUAUUCCUGAGGGAGAGGCAGAAACCAGAGGUGUUCCGAGGACUGUCCAUAUAGGAUGGCAUCCAGUGGGAGGCGUGGCAGGUAAAUGGUUUGCGGAACAGACAAAGUUGGGAAAGUUGAUCACCGAAAAGAUCGACAAGUAUCCGGAUCCCACUCAACAUUGGGCAGUCCUAAUCGGCGACUAUGCGCACGAACUGUGGAUGGAUGAACAUCUUGAUAUCAUCUAUAUCAAUGAGAAGAUCACGGAUCAAGAAUGGCACAAGUACGAGGUCGGCCACACGACAUUUAAUGAUGAGGCGCUCCGCCAGGCAGCAGAGAUGACUAUCUACAAUAUGCGUCAGAUCAAACCAGCGUACAAUCUGAUCACGAAUAACUGCCAGAAUUUUGCACUCGCAAUGUUAGAAGCGAUUCAGAUCGGUAAACAUCGAGAAUUUGGCUCGACGUUUGCCAUAUAUCAACGGGCUACAGGCAAAGGCAAGAUCAAAGACUUGUUCCUCGAAGACGAGCCGGAAGUACCGGUGAUCAUCGAGGCCGAAGGGGACGUACCAAAACCAGUAAGAAAGAAUACGGUGCAAGUCGCUGCACAAGUCAUGGAUGAGAACACGACGAAGCUUGACAUGCACCAUUCCCUACCGUGA
Verruconis gallopava is the source of this 795-nucleotide messenger RNA. RefSeq lists its product as uncharacterized. The record is from RefSeq and is a predicted model, not a curated record. Bases 1 to 795 code for a protein of 264 amino acids. The transcript has 2 exons. Lineage: Eukaryota; Fungi; Ascomycota; Dothideomycetes; Venturiales; Sympoventuriaceae.